ACUACAGGAAUGUGAAAAGUUUAUGUUUUAUGAGAUAUGAUCGAUGAUGUAGCAGUUUAAAACAUGUAUUUAUAUCUUAAUGGGUUAAAAUGACAAAAAUAUUAAUACUCAUCAAAUCAUUCACUCAAAUCCACACGUAGAUGAUUUUAUCUUAGAAGAAAAUUAUGUCGUUAUUUAAAGCUCGAGACUGGUGGUCAACAACCGUCGGAGAAGAUGAAGAAUUUGAUCAAGGUUGUCUGUGUGUUGGCAACUUAGAUAACGCUGAAGAUGAAUUAGAUAAAAUAAUAAUUGGUAGUUAUCAUGGAAUAUUGAGAGUAUUCAACCCUCGCCCUACUAAAACAGAUGAUGGAUGGUCCGGAUACAGACCAGAGGAUGUCAUGCUGGAAUACUCUUUACAACACCCCAUCUUACAGAUAGAAGCUGGAAAAUUUGCUUCGAGUACAGAAAGUAUACACAUAGCGAUUUUACACCCCAGAAAGUUAGCAGUGUAUAAUGUAUAUGCUUCUGUUGGUUCAGUAGAACAUGGUAAACAUUACCAGUUAAAGUUGGCCUAUGAACACAAUUUACAGAGGACAGCAUUUAAUUUUUGUUUUGGACCUUUUGGUGCAGUGAAAGGAAGAGAUUUUAUUUGUGUGCAAUCUAUGGAUGGGACAUUGUCAUUUUUUGAACAAGAAAGUUUUUCAUUUAGUCGGUUUUUGCCUGGAGCAUUGUUACCAGGACCAAUAAAAUACAUUCCAAAACUAGACAGCUUUGUGACAGUCUCAUCAUCCUGGCAAGUGGAAUGUUACAAAUAUCAAGUGCUUGCAACUGCAGUUGAUGCAAAAACAAAAGAAGAAUCUCAAAAUAUAAAGUCUGGGAAACGGGUAACGUUCGAUUGGUCAUGCAAUAUAGGAGAACCUGCAUUAGAUAUAGCUGUGAUAAGUUAUCCUAAUGUUCCACCAUCUUUAUUGAUACUGGGUGAAAGAAAUAUAUUUUGUGUAGCCGAGAAUGGAAAGUUAAGAUAUAUGAAAAAGUUUGAUUAUGAUCCAAGUUGUUUCAUUCCACAUGGAUCAAUGCAAGAAGGGACUAUAAGUUACCUAGUUGGCACACAUACCAAGUCUUUAAUGGUAUUUCAAGAUGUCAUGUUAAAAUGGUCAGCCAAGCUUGAUCAUGUGCCUGUACAGAUAUGUUUAGGAUCUUUUUCUGGACUGAAGGGUGUAAUAGUAACUUUAAGUGAUAAGGGUCGGUUAGAUUGUUCCUACCUGGGAACAGAUCCUGCUCUGUUUAUUCCACCAACGACAGAAGCCAGAGAAUUGAAUUAUGAUGAAUUAGAUAGAGAAAUGGCUUCACUACAACAGAGAAUUAAAAAAUCUGCUCACAAAUCAGUGAUUACACCUAAUUUGAAACAAGAAGAUGAUUUGACGAUAUUUGUAUCCCCUAACCCAGGCUUUGAUGAAGUUUCUACUGCCAGUGGAGUAGAAUUCCAGGACUCAGAUCCUAUUCCGUCCAUAUCUGUCAGGGUUCAACUGAAAUCCAGGAUGACAUUAGAAAAUGUCAAAUUGUUAAUACAUGCCAGCUGGCCAUUGGCUUCAAAUCAAACCUCAAUAGAAAUCCCUAGUGUUGAUCCAAGUAAACCAUCGGAAAGCUUUGUUUCCUUCUUUAUUAAAGGAAAAGCAUUACAUCCAGAUUUAGUAGCUUCUGUCACAGCUAACUAUACUAGUGCUUCAGGAGCACCACGGGUAGCUACAGCCACAGUGAAGCUACCACUGAAGUUAGUAGUCAAACCAGUAUUACCAGUUAAAACAGCUGAGUAUAAGAUCACAUUGGAUACAAAUAAACCCCCAACAAACCUGAAUGAUAUAUUUCCAGAGCUACUUGGUGAAAAUGCUUCAGGCCCAGGAGCUGCGUUAGGAUUCCAGUAUUAUGGAGGACCAAUUGUCACAGUCCUUGCCUCAAAAACUUCUCAACGGUACAGAUUACAGUGUGACAGGUUUGAAGGCAUGUGGCUGAUAGUCAAGGAACUCUCUAGUCGUUUAAAUAAUUAUUUUAACAAGGGAAAGACGGGAAGUUUUGCUAUAUAUUAUUCCGGCCAGGUGCCGUUACAGGAAUACUUUGAUUUAGUAGACAUUCAUUUUGAGUUCCGAUUAAAUGCAGAUAGAUGUAAAGAAUUGCUCUCCCAACGAUCAGCACAGUUUAGAUCAAUACAAAGACGACUUUUAACACGAUUUAAGGACAAGACACCAGCUCCACUACAAAAUUUAGAUACAUUAUUAGAGGGAACAUAUAGACAGAUUUUACAUUUAGCAGAUGCUAUAGAGGAUAAUAAAACUUCACAAGAAAUAGCUGCCUGUGGUUUGAGUAGUGGGACCCAUUUAUUUAACUAUAUAAUCAAAUUAUGGACCAAUAUGUCUGAUGAAGAAUACAAAGUUUUGCUCAAUACCAUAACACCUGUAGUUACAGACAGCCUUGAUAAUGGGUGGGUAGAGUCCGUGGAUGCUGCAGUGACCCAUGUCUUACGGACCACACUGGCUAAGGCUGCUAAGGACCAGACACUGAAUCCACAGCCUCUUCAGAUGCCAGAGGAUACGACUAAAGUUAAGAAACAUGUAGCUCUGAUGAUUGAUAAAUUAGGAAAGGGUGCUAGAUUAGUGGAAGGACUACCAACAAAUGCGGCUGUUAAUAUAGCCCCAUCUCCAAGAAAAGAAAAGAAAGUAUCAGCGACCAGUAAAACAGUCAUGGAGAAUGGACAUAUAGACACUAGUGAUAAUACAGAGACUUUGAUUGGUAGUCAGUAUGGCAUGUCUAAACACAAACGGAAAGAACCAGAAAUGUUAUCGAUGAAUGGUGCCUUAGAUGAUAUGCCCAUUCUAGGACUUCCUGCUCAAAAUAGACCUGAAGUUGAUGAAAUGAAUGAGAGAAGAAAAAAGAAGCAGAUAGAAUCAAUGGUGCCAGAUUUAGAUGAUAUGGAGUCAGGGGAACCAGUCAUGGAUAAUUGAGAUUUAUGUAAAAGUGUUCAAGUGCCAAGUGUAACCGACAAAUGUCAAAAGUAACUGUUGAUUCCGUCCAUUUAGACGUCUUGUCCUGUCCAAAUGAUGUAUUUCUGUCAUAAUGUUAGAAUGUGUGAUAUUUAUUAUAAAACAGAUCUUAGAUGUGAAGAAUUUUUAAAUUAUUAUUGAAGCAUUUUUAAAUGGUUGUGAUAUUUUGUGUUAUAAUGUGUACUUCUUUUCUCUUUGUUUUGGAAGAUAUAUAUUAGUAGUGAAUGAAUGUAUUGAGUAUAAUGUAGUAUGUUAAACAUGGGUGAAAGAAUAUUUCUUUUAAAAUAAUAGCGCAUAAAUUUGUUUUUUAAGUUUCGUUUAUGCUUCAAUGACAUCUAUAAAUUUGUUAAACUUACAGAUAUUCUUUUAUAGAUGCUGAGAAAAUUGAGCAAAUGAAUGAAAAAUUUAUUUUCUUUCCAUGUUAAAUUUCAUGGUGUUGCAUCAGUCCUGAAACCCAUAAGAUUCUGUCCUCCCAGGUACAGUUUUUCAUUGUAAAUUAUGGAUGAAGGUAAUAAG
Mytilus californianus (California mussel) is the source of this 3530-nucleotide messenger RNA. RefSeq names its product protein PTHB1-like. The coding region runs from base 165 to 2975 and encodes 936 amino acids. The record is from RefSeq and is a predicted model, not a curated record. Gene Ontology annotation, cellular component: BBSome; membrane. The transcript has 24 exons. Gene Ontology annotation, biological process: cilium assembly. NCBI's taxonomy places the organism in Eukaryota, Metazoa, Mollusca, Bivalvia, Mytilida, Mytilidae.